CUAUCAAGUUCAACUACCAAGUACCAACCACCCAAAACUCCAGUUUCUAACAGAUAAACCUCCAUGGCUUCCACUCCAAUUCUCUCCCCCACCACCACUACCACCACCACCACUCUAAGUCACCACCAAUCGCUCCACUUCUUCUCCACACUACACCAUCCUAAUUUCCCUUUCAAAAAUGACAGACCAAUCACCAAGCUCCACGUGUCUUCCCCAACCAACAAGCCCUCUACCAUCACCACCACCACCACCACCACCACCACCACCUCUAAAAACCCCACGAAGGAAACUAUUUUCUUUGAUGGUGGAGCUCACUAUGGGGACCUUUUAGCUAACCUUCUUCUGGGUUUCACUCUGUUUUGGCUACCAUUAACUUUGGCUGCGGUUUCAAGGGCCUUCAAUUUGAGGUACAGGUUCACCAACCUGCGGGUCACGGUUAUUUCAGGACUGACGGGUCAGGAGAGGAGUGAUUUCUCCUACAAUGUGAUCAAGGAUGUUCAGGUUGUGCCACGUUUCAUUGGUGAGUGGGGUGACAUUAUCAUUACUCUCAAGGAUGGUACUAAGGUUGACCUUAGGAGUGUGCCUAAGUUUAGAGAGAUUGCUAAGUAUUGUCUUUCUAUGGCUAAAAACCCUAAGGUUUUGAAGGAAGAAGGGCCUAAAGGGUUUUAGACAGUUUUUGGUUUGGUUUGGUGCAUAUGGGUCUAUUGGUUGGUGGGCAAGAGUUUGAUUCCUUUGUCUUUAGAGGUAUGUAAAUUUUGUGGAUAACAUAGCAAUCUGCUUGUUAUUAUGAUAAUUGGGGGAUAAUUUUUGUUUCAUAAUGAUUACAUGGCUUUUUGCUUUUCGUU
Quercus robur (English oak) is the source of this 845-nucleotide messenger RNA. RefSeq lists its product as uncharacterized. Lineage: Eukaryota; Viridiplantae; Streptophyta; Magnoliopsida; Fagales; Fagaceae. The transcript has a single exon. Bases 64 to 669 code for a protein of 201 amino acids. The record is from RefSeq and is a predicted model, not a curated record.